Thermothielavioides terrestris NRRL 8126 is the source of this 2090-nucleotide messenger RNA. RefSeq lists its product as uncharacterized. The transcript is spliced from 4 exons. The coding region runs from base 117 to 2090 and encodes 657 amino acids. NCBI's taxonomy places the organism in Eukaryota, Fungi, Ascomycota, Sordariomycetes, Sordariales, Chaetomiaceae. The record is from RefSeq and is a predicted model, not a curated record.
ACGGCGCCGCAGCAGGCCCGGUAGACUGCCUCAACACAACAGACCAGCCCACAGACACGUAGAUUGACGAUCGCCACGGAACUAGUAUCGUCCCUGACUGCAGUCUACAAUUCACCAUGAUCAGCUGGGCGCUAAAGCGCAACUCGGACAGCGCGCGCGACGCGCCCGCGUCAGAUGAUACCACUCAAAUUGACCUCCCCGACACGCCGGCUCCUGUAUUUGCCGUCCGCGCAUUGCGAGACCGCCGGCCUGCGUCGAAGACCACGGACGACACAACAACCCAGCAGAAACCCAAUCUAGCACAACCUACGGCGAAGUCGCCGGUGAAAACGACGGGGAUACUCCUCACACCCGGCACCGGCACAGCGCGUCGGAAGCGUGUCUCGUUCGAUCAAGACGUGAAGCAAGGCUCCGGCGGGGCAGCGAAAGCGAGCACCUCCGGUUUACCGGACGAGUGCCCCGGCAAGUUCCCCAGUCCAUGGAUCGAACGCGGCCAGGAUGGUGGAACGGCUCGACCGAAGACUAGACUGCAGCAGGCCAUGGAGAACUCGCGGAAAGGCAACGCGAAGGAGACCGGGAAGGCGGACGAGAAGGACUCGGCUUCCGCGGCCGGAGAGCCCGAGGACGUAUGGGAGGAAGUGGAUGACAACUCGGAAUUUGAAGCGGACAUGGAUAUCACCAUCGAUCUCAACGAACCACACUCCCGCUCCGGCAAAUACUGGAAGUCGUACUUCGAGACUUACCACCGCGACGCUAAGGUUGAGAUGGAGAAGCUUGUCAAGUACAAGCAUCUCGCCAAGUCUUACGCGAAGAUGAAGGAUGCCGAGGCAGUCGAGCUGAGCCAAAAACUCAAGGCAGAGCAGGAGAAGGUCAAGGCGAUGGAGCAGAAAAAAAAUAUCGACGAAGCAGGCGACGGACACCAACGGCAACAGCGAACAGCGUCCCCUCGGACACAGCGAACCCUAAUGGAAGCGCAGCGGGAAUUGAGGCGCGCGAGGUCACAGAUUCGCGAGCUUGACAAGCUCCAAGAGGAACGAGACCGACUGAGCUCGGAGCUGAAAUAUGCCGAGCAGCGCGCGAGCAAGCUUGCCGAGGAGAACCGCAAACUCACUAGUGAACUGUCUCAGACCGCUGCGCGGGUCCGGGACCUGGAACAGAAGCUGGGGGACUCCAAGGGUCUCUACGAAAAGUUGAAGGACGAUGCCAAAGCUCGGUAUCUCGAAGCCCAGCAGGUUCUGGAAAAGAAGAACGAGAAGAUUUUGGAACUCGAAGAGGAGAUCGAAUCACUCAGGAGAGUCGGAACCGAGCCAAGGCGGCCGAGUCGAUCUACCCGGGCAAAGAGCUUUGACGAAAAGGGCAGCGCACUCAAAUCCCUGGAACAAGUAGACAACGGGACGGCGCAGCGGCGCAAAGAGCUCGAGGAAAUGAAGCUGGACUCCAGCCGAGACAGUCUGACCGCCGCAGCAAACCGAGCUCAGACCAGGCAGAGGGAGAAGCGCGGCGCAGAGGUCAGCAGGCGUGCAUCUUUUGAGGACAGGACGCUUGCGCAAUCCCGAGCUCUUAGGGAGAGGCUCGAGGCCGAGUCUGGCACCAAAGCGCUGCCUGCCUCCGGCGUCUUCGGCGAGCGCGGGAACCUGCAAGACAGCCAGAGUUCGGCGUCGAGCGGGCGAUCCGCCCACCUCCGCGACGAUCCACCGCAUCGCACCCGGACCGACCGGCUGUCACGGGCGACUCGGGAAGUGACCUCAGCGGAAAAGCCGACGCUCGAUGCACUCAUCGCGGAGACGCGCGAGAGGCGCGCCAGAGCAACGUCCUCGGAGCGUCAGCAGCAGGCGAAGAAGCUGCCGACACGGCCGCUCUCGCGGGAGGCCGCGAGAUCACCGGACGGCGAUCUCGCACAAGGCGACCACGCACACGUCGCCGCCGGCACAGAUGGCCAGACUAGCGCUGUUUGGAGUACUAUGAGCGCUUCACGGGCUGCUCUCCCCGCGCACCGCAAGGCGGCCGCCAUUGCCCGGCUUCAGCGCAAGAAGGCGGAGCGGGCGAUGCAGCUGAAACUCCUGCGGGACAAGGAGAACUCGGAUCCGUGA